AGCUUCAUCGUCAUAGCCUCAUUCGCACGCAACAGUACUUGAUCAAUCGACGACAAAAUGUUCUGGCCUUAUCCCUGAGUUAGUUGUUGAGCGCCUCAAAGCAGGCUCCCUCAUUCACAAAUGGCACAAUAUGGUAUGCCGACACUGCCGCCGACUGCUCGGCGAGGCGGCAGUGAACGCAAAACCACUGCCCCAAACCGAUCGCCGGCCUCAGCGGAAUCGAAGAAGACGAAAGCGUUACCAGUCAUACGAAAAGAUGAUAAGAUCGGUGCGCACGUCGACACAGUGACCGAAGUGGCACGCGAAGAGGCUCGGCGUGAAGGAAGCCCGAUUGUGGAAGAGGACAAGAGUGCCAUCGACAAUCCGCGUGGCGAUGCUCACGGUAUCAUCGCGAUUGAUGGAAAGGGUGACAUUGUUCUACACAUUGAGCAUAAUACGGCAGCUGCCACUCUGGGCCAGAGAUAUCGUGUCUCAUCCGCAGCUUUGAAGAGCACUUCAAAAUACUUCGAGCGUCUGCUGGACGGCCGGUUCGGUGAGAGCGCGAGAAUUGAGAAAGAGCACGUCCUCCUACGCGAUAAGUAUGGAACAUUGGACAAAGUGCCCUCGGUCGAGCUGCCAGUGAUACCAAUUGAAGAUAUCGGCUGCAUUUCUGCCGUCAAAUCGAUCGAGGCUCUUUGCACAGACUUCCUCCUCAUUCUUCAUGCCAGAGAUACGAAUACGCCGGUCCCUACCGCUAAUCUCGCAAAUCUCGCCAUCGUCGCCGACCGAUUCGAUGCGCUUGAUAUUGUGCGCACAUACGCGUCACGCAAGAAGUUGACUCGAGCGAUUGAGGGAAAGACUACCGCGAAGGCAGAGUCGAACUUGAGCGAAGAGCGAGUUCGGCAGCGCAUACUGAUCGGUUUACUACUUGAUCACGCACCAUGGCUGGACAAAUAUUCUGCACGCCUCAUCACGAGUGGCUCAAAGAGUUGGACAGGAAGUCGAGCUGAAGAGAACGAUGUCAUGUGGUGGAAUCUUCCCCACGGCCUUGAGGAGGAGCUGCCGACGCGACGAGAAUACGUUUUGGACAUGCUACAAUCGUCUGCUGCGCAGUUUGUGGGACAGUACAUCUCCCGUGAGCGUCAGUGUCGUCUUGGCUACGACUCCUCGGCAGCAUGCGACAGUUUCCAGCUGGGAGAGAUGAUACGAUUUCUCUCACGCUGCGGAAUACUGCAAGUCAAGGGACUGCUUUACGACGCUGCAGAGCCGCCAGAGCCAUACACUGGUGACAUUUUCACGCUCAUCGACUCUUUACGCCACGUGCCCGAAUAUCAGAUCGAUCGCAAUCACAGCCACUGCGGAAUUCGGGGCCGUUUGAUCUCAAUGCUGGACAUGGUCAUCGAUGCGCUCCAUUAUGUAGGCGUUUGUGCUGAGUGUUGGACCGCUAGCCGCCACGAACACGCCUGGAUGGAUCUGAAAAGGCCUCUGCUAUGGCGGAGUCAGGCUUAUCGUUCGAGAGGCCUGCCACACACAGAGUUGCACGCUCAGGUCCGGACGAUGUUCACUGCGACCGAGAGAGACUGGAAGUGAGCUUCACUCGUGACGUUGAGUUCAUAAAGAACGCUGGUAUUCUCGUACAAAUUUUCGGGGUGCUACCAAUGUGACAUAUUUGUGACUCUGUCGUUUGCUACGGCGUCCAGUCACAUGUCUGGUGAUCUGUUGCCAUCAAAGGAUUGAUUGUUGGCGCUGCUGCGGCUGUGCACAGCUUGGCCGCAGGGCAGUGCAGUGCCCGCACCCCGCACACACCAAAGCUCAGGACGCCAUCAUUGUAUAUCGACGGUCUGCUCUUGCACGGU
Cercospora beticola is the source of this 1835-nucleotide messenger RNA. RefSeq lists its product as uncharacterized. NCBI's taxonomy places the organism in Eukaryota, Fungi, Ascomycota, Dothideomycetes, Mycosphaerellales, Mycosphaerellaceae. The record is from RefSeq and is a predicted model, not a curated record.